Molecule: messenger RNA, 1693 nt
Organism: Cannabis sativa
Lineage: Eukaryota; Viridiplantae; Streptophyta; Magnoliopsida; Rosales; Cannabaceae
Exons: 2
Coding region: 396-1490 (364 amino acids)
Biological process (GO): N-acetylglucosamine metabolic process; protein N-linked glycosylation
Cellular component (GO): membrane
Molecular function (GO): beta-1,4-mannosylglycoprotein 4-beta-N-acetylglucosaminyltransferase activity
Source: RefSeq, a predicted model, not a curated record
AAUAUUGAAUGAAGUAGAAGAAAAAUAUAAUAUAUAUGUUUAUGUUGUGAGGAAGACCUGCUUAUACGCUCUUCCUUCUUCUAUAUAUAGCCCAAAACGACCUCGUUUUGGUCCACUUCACAAAAGAGUUUCAGCUUUUCUUCUCUUUCUUCCUCUUUGCCUCUCACCACCACCAUCACCAUCACCAUCAUCAUCCAUGCUUCAAUGCUGGAUCUCUUUCACUCUCCUUCUUCUUCUUCUUAGAUCUGCUCAACACCCACAUUAGCUUCUUCCACUCUCAUUUUCUUUCUAUUCAGGUGAUCAAGAGAUGUAGAGACAUGACUAGGGGCACGAUAGUUGUUGAAUUGGGACUAACAUGUAGGAGCUUUCCCUCUUGAUCAUUUUCCCAUCAAGUUAUGGCAGUACGAUCACCCCGCCAAAAUUCAAGGCUGCUGCUGCGAAAGUUCCUUUUCAUCAUACUACUGAUACUUGUGCCUAUUUGCGUGAUUAGUGUAUGGACCUAUGGCCAGAAAAUUUCUUACUUCUUCCGCCCUAUUUGGGACCGCCCCCCACAACCAUUCAUACAUGUGCCACAUUACUAUGCAGAAAAUGUGUCUAUGGACCACCUUUGUCGCCUACAUGGCUGGUCCCUCCUAUCCCAACCUCGUCGUAUUUUUGAUGGCAUCAUCUUCAGCAACGAGCUAGAUCUUCUUGAGAUCAGGUGGCGCGAGCUCUAUCCAUAUGUCUCAAAGUUUGUAAUCCUCGAGUCUAAUGUCACUUUCACUGGCAAGCGAAAGCCUCCUUUUUUCGCUUUAAAUCGUGAUCGUUUCUCCUUUGCUGAGGACAAGAUUGUUCACGAUGUGCUUCCUGGUGAAAUGGGAAACCAAGGAUCAUCACACAAGGAUCCCUUUCUACUCGAGAGGAGGCAACGCACGGCCAUGGAUUUUUUAGUUCGUAUUUCAGGGAUUUCCUACGGUGAUGUCCUUAUAAUGUCUGAUGCUGAUGAGAUCCCAAGCCCUCACACUCUGAAGCUACUGCAAUGGUGUGAUGGUGUACCCCCAGUUCUGCAUCUCGAGCUAAAGAACUACAUGUACUCUUUCGAGUUCCCAGUAGACCACAACAGUUGGCGAGCUUCUGCACACAUAUACGGCCCGCAAACCCGCUAUCGCCAUUCACGCCAAACAGAUUACAUUUUCUCAGAUGCAGGAUGGCAUUGUAGCUUUUGCUUUCGGCUCAUUCAAGAGAUUGUGUUUAAAAUGACCGCUUACAGCCACGCAGAUCGCGUGACACAUAAAGACUUCUUAAACUUUUCGAGAAUUCAGAAGUUCAUAUGUGGGGGAAAUGAUCUUUUUGACAUGUUGCCAGAAGAGUAUAGCUUUAAAGAACUGAUAAAGAAGAUGGGACCGAUACCUCGGUCGGCUUCGGCUGUUCAUCUUCCUUCCUACUUGAUUCAAAAUGCAGAUAAGUUCAAGUUUCUUUUACCUGGAGGGUGUUUAAGAGAACCAGAAUGAAGGUGGCAUUUCCUUUCUGUGUUUUUUUUUAGCUUAUUAAAGAUUAAGAUCAUGUUGUAGAUGAAGAAAGCAAAACAUCUAUGUUCAACUGUAAAAUAGACGACAAUAGUUUUGGUUUAUGGCUUCUUCGCUGUUUAUUAAUGGAUUAACUAAAGUCUUGUGUUCCUUCCAAAUUAAGAGGAAAAUCUUUUGUAAAAAGAAAA